AGAGAGAGAGAGAGAGAGAGAGAGAGAGAGAGAGAGAAAGAGAAAGAGAGAGACCUUGACGUUUCAGUGGAAGGUGGCUACAGUAGGCAGUGGGCGUGUUCACCGUGUUUUGAUCUAUAGUUGGGAAGCCCAGUGUCAUCUGCUUAAGCACAGACCGGCYGUGCAGACCUUUGCAGCUGAGCAGGACAGAGGACACCGGCAGGAAAACGACAUGCUUUUGGUCCACCUAAUUCUCAACGUUUAGGACAGGGUGGACCACCUUUUUUUUCUAGUGUUUUUUUUUUUUUUGUGACAUUUUAACACAUUCAAACAGAGGAAAAGUCAUUCUGGGAAAGAAGCUUUUGAAAGACUGUGACCGCCUGUGCUGCAACUCCAAGAGGAUUUUUUUUAAUUUGCCUUUUUUAUUAAAUAAGGAGAUGUGAAUGUGCAUCUGUGACAUGCAUGCAGUUGCAUUCUGUUCCUACACUCCAUUUGGUUUCCUUCUUUAGCAUGUGCAGAUGUGUCGAGGACUGACGCUGACACCUGGCUUGGAUUGUGGCAGCAUCUGGAUUGGGGGUGUCCCACUUUUGGCCCAGGAGGGGGAGCGUUGGGCAGGGCAUCCAAUGGCCCGGUUCCCYUGUAGCACCAUCCUUGUCCUGGGUCACAGGGACUCCUUGUAACAGGGAAAUCAAACUGACCGUACAAUGGAUGGAAGUCCAUGUGGAUUUAAGAGGAAUAGUGCACAGGUGCUCCAGCUUAGGUCAGAGUUCAUUACUGCACAUUGGACUCAGGGAGAAACUGAAGAUCCAUUGGUUCAUAAACCAGCCACUAUACAACUUCAUUAAUGCAGUGGAAAGACUUGAAGAAUGAUGAGUUCCAAAGAGGAGGAAACUCUGAGGUUUUUCCAAUAUGUUGAGGAGAAUGGGCUGAGAGCCUACAGCGGCCUGAUAGCUCAGAACUUGGACCACGCCAGGAAUGAGAGAAAUAGGACAUACCUGCAGGAAAAAAACGACAAAAAAAGAAAACAGGAGGAAGCCAUAAGGAGAACAGGUGAGGACAUAGCAACAGAAGGCAAGCACUUGCGAAUGGGCUCAAUAACCAUGCCUGACCCCCAGGAAUGCAUGCCCUUGCCCCACCUGCAUGCCAUCGCCUGUGGGCAAGGCUUUUCGGUGCGCUCCCAAUCCCUCCACUCGGUUGGCGGCGGGAACAGUGGAGGAGGCGGAGACGAGGAAGUGGGAAGCCCAACCUCCAGGAAGCAGCCUCCACCCAAACCCAGGAGGGACCCGGCCACCAAGCUGAGCAUGUCGUCGGAGGCGGUGGACCACAGUGUUUCGUCCAUCUGCCGUGGAGAGAGAUGUGAUGCAGCUCAAGGAUGCAACGAGGACUGCAGGAGGAUGCCACCCCCUAAACCCAAGAGGAACCCCAACACACAGUUGAGUGUUUCCUUUGACGAGUCCUACAUAAAGAGCCAUGGAAGCAGUGGGAUUUGCAAUGCCAAACCACUCCACCUCACCACAUCCCCCUGCGAACGUUACCCCUCGCCCCCACAGACUGACGAGAGUCCCGAAGAUGACUGUGAAGAUGAACCUGUCUACAUAGAAAUGGGUGGGAUCGAUAUUGGAACCCGAGAACCCUUAAAGAGUGAGGAGGAGGAGCAGUGUGAGUCUGUGUAUGAGGAAAUGAAGUACCCAGCCCUGGAUGAUAUGGAGUACCGCUCUGAUCCUGUGGGGUGCCGCUCGGCAUGCCCGACUCCAGCACCCUAUGACYCUGAGCCACUCAGUCGCUGUUCCACACCUCGAAACAUUCCCCUCUGUGACAUUCCUGCACCUUUUCCCAAUCUGCUCACUCACCGGCCUCCGCUCUUGGUGUUCCCACCAGCACCAGCCCAGUGUUCACCCAACUCAGAUGAGUCCCCCCUCACACCUUUAGACGUGACCAAAUUGCCGAUGAUGGAGAACCAGUCCUACAGCAAAUCACCCACCUCUUCGACUGAGCCUCCCUCGUCGGCUCACCUCCGUAGGGAGCUCACUGCCACCCCAACUCUCACAGUCUCAGGCCGCUCCUCUGCACCUCCACUCCCCUGCACGCUCUACAAAUCUUCCUCGUCAUCCUCCUAUCAACGCAGCCACUCUGCAUGCCCAUCGCCCGUCAGCAUGGGACGUUGUCUCACCCCCCUGAGCCUCAUGCGCACGCCUCCAUUUGACGCUCCCGUGCCAUUUCCCGGAGGGCUCCCACGGAGCGCCUCCGCGACUCCUCACGGCAAAGGUUCUCCACCUCAGGACGGCGCUGGGCGACUCCAUGGCUCGAUGCAGAAUGUGUCGACAGGCCGUUCUCGGACACCUACCAGCCCACUUGAUGAACUCACAAACCUGUUCACCACAGGCAGAAACAUGCUGAAGAAAAACUCCAGUGGCAGAAAGUCCAAAGAGCCAGGAGAGACUGAAUCCAAAGGAAAGUCUCACAGUGAAUCCAAGCGAGAAGGUAAGGAACGCCACGGUCACGGCAAGGAAUCCAAACGAGAGUCCAAGGAGCGCCACAGCAAAGAGUCUUCUCAUAGAAAGGAAAGAGAAAAAGACAAAGAUAGAGGCAGCAACAGUGUAGAUCCCCAGCUUCAUAGACGCAACAGUAAAGACCGCAACUAUAUCAGUGCAGAUGCACCACCCGUUUUCCGGGAGAGCAAGGAUCAGGCAUGCAGUGGACAUGAUCCAAUCCCUGUGAGACGAGACUCCAAAGACAGGGGCUCCAGCUCCUUAGAAACUAUACCUUUGAUUAAAAAAGACUCCAAGGACAGAGGACUCAGUAAUGGUGAUUUGAUGCCAAGAAGAGACAGCAAAGAUCGUAGUGCUGGACAUGGAAUAGAGUCUUCACUGAGGCAGGACAGCAAAGAUCAACCACCCGAGCUAUUACCAAGACAAGACAGCAAGGAAAGAACAAGGAAUGGUAUAGACUAUAAACAUGAAAGCAGGGAGAGACUGCUGGAUCAGCCACCUGAGCUCUUACCUCGACAGGAUAGUAAAGAGCGAGGCAAAAAUGGUAUGGACUCGAAACAUGAAAGCAGAGACAAGGCACCAGAGCUUUUACCUCGACAAGAGAGCAAAGACAAAUCUAGAAAUGCACCAGAGUAUAAACAUGAUAGCAAAGACAAUCGCCCUGAUUUGUUACCCCACCAGGAGAAUAAAGAUAGAGAAAGAAGUGACACUGAACAAAGAUAUGAAGGAAGGAUUGAUCAGCCACCUGAGAUUCUGCCUCGACAUCAAACUUCCAGAAACAACAAGGAGAGGGCUGAACAAAAGUACAAAGGGAGAGAGCCAAGCUGCCUCAAUGGAGAUGUUCCUCCCCCUCUUUUACCCAAACAGGAAAGCAAAGAUCUGAGCAGAACUGGCCUUGAGGUGAGAAGAGACAGCAAAGACCGAAGUCUUAAUGGCUCUGAGCAACAUCACUAUGAUAUGAAGAGCACUAAGAGUCCUCCUGCAAUGGAGUAUAGGUGCGAAAAAGAACGUGAGUACAAAUUAGAUGGCACACCACGAAGAGAUAGCAGAGAAAAUCGCAAAAUGGACCAAACCAAAGCACAAGAAAAGAAUGGUAGCACAAGGUCAGGACAGCACUCAUCAACAACUACACCUACUCACCACGGAAGAUCAUCGGGUAGCCCACCGAUGACCACAGAAAUGCGAAAUGAUGUUCCAGAUGCCAUGGAUAUGUGGAGACACAACUAUGGUUGAGCAGAUAGAGAGGAAACGUAUCCUGUGCAAGGAAAUACGCUCCCGACAACAUCCACACCUGCAGAGGUACCUGGAGAGGCCUCCACCUUCUGACCGAAUAGAAGACAAGCACCAAGAACAAAGUCAGUGCAAGCAGGAAAGCGCAUCCGUCCUUCCGGGCUGUGGAAAGAGCAAUGGGACCAAAAAGAUCCGUCCUCCACCAUAUCCUACACAGACUACUGUAUUCUGGGAUACAGCCAUUUGACAUUCAAAAUAAUAAAUACAAAUAAAAAUAAAAAAACCUCCAUGCCACAUAACCCUCAGAUUUCUCACUCCUUCUCCCUGCUUCUUAGUUGUGCUGAUUCUUCACUGCAACAACAAGGAUUCAGGACAGUGACAAAGAGCAACAGAGGGACUUUACUUGCUGAUGUCAAAAAAGGAAAAAAAAAAAACUAUGGUGGUUACCGCAGCAAUAUUUCUGCUUGUUCAGGUUGUCAUGUUUUCUUAUCAUCACUGGUGAUAUUUGAUAUUUUUCUAUUUAAUGUGACUGGACUCUUGUAUCAUAAUGAGUAGAGUGAAUAUUCAGUGAUAAAUAGAUAUUUUCUAAAUAAGAUGAUGGAGGACAAAAACACAGCUUAAAUCAUGUAUAGUAGAUUUACUGUAGAUGCGAUCUAAUUUGUUUUACGUUAUUUUCAUUUAGGUUAUUUUUCAUUUGAAAGCAUAUUCUAUUAUUACUUGUACUGUAGUAGAAUAAUUUUUUUAUGCCCAACUCUUUUUGUGUGUACGUGCGCUCAAAAAACACUAAAAAUGAAUGAACUGCUUAGUUCUCUUAUUAUA
Molecule: messenger RNA, 4517 nt
Organism: Austrofundulus limnaeus
Lineage: Eukaryota; Metazoa; Chordata; Actinopteri; Cyprinodontiformes; Rivulidae
Gene: nyap2b
Product: neuronal tyrosine-phosphorylated phosphoinositide-3-kinase adaptor 2b
Biological process (GO): neuron projection morphogenesis; phosphatidylinositol 3-kinase/protein kinase B signal transduction
Source: RefSeq, a predicted model, not a curated record